Rhodamnia argentea is the source of this 1879-nucleotide messenger RNA. RefSeq names its product cytochrome P450 78A4-like. Bases 97 to 1659 code for a protein of 520 amino acids. The record is from RefSeq and is a predicted model, not a curated record. Lineage: Eukaryota; Viridiplantae; Streptophyta; Magnoliopsida; Myrtales; Myrtaceae. The transcript is spliced from 2 exons. Gene Ontology annotation, molecular function: monooxygenase activity; iron ion binding; oxidoreductase activity, acting on paired donors, with incorporation or reduction of molecular oxygen.
CUCUAGACAAUUCCGGAGGCGGUCUUUCUAAAGAUCAGCUUGAAUCACUCUCUCUCACACACACAUUUUCCAUAUUUAUCAACAAAAUUAAUCAUAAUGAACAUCCUCUUGCUAGUAAACCUCACUUUCUUCUUGAUUUUCUCCUCUGUCAUGGUAGGCCAAUCUUCAUAUCCUCCGCUCAUUCUCUCACUACUCUCUCUCUUUCCUUCCUUGUUGCACUACUUUUUGGUCCCCGGUGGCUUUGCAUGGAAGAGCCACCACCAUGAAGGUCACCCGAAGCUCAAGGGACCACUCGGUUGGCCUAUUGUGGGAAGCAUACCUCAAAUGGCUUCUUCCCUAGCUCAUAGAAAGUUAGCUUCCUUGGCAACUUCACUUGGUGCAAAGAGCCUCAUGGUGCUUAGCCUCGGCCCGACUGCAGUGAUCGUCAGCAGCGACCCCAGCACCGCCAAGGAAAUCCUCCACCACUCGUCCUUCUCGGACCGCCCCGUGAAGGAGUCAGCCCGCUCACUCAUGUUCGAGCGGGCCAUUGGUUUUGCCCCCCCGGGGGCCUACUGGCGCCACCUCCGCCGUGUCGCAGCAAGCCACAUGUUCUCCCCGAGGAGGAUCGGCGGCCUUGCGGGUCUCCGGGAGCGAUUGGCCGAGGAAAUGUCCGCGAGGGUGUCGAGGGAGAUGGCGGAGAGAGGGUUUGUGGGACUGAGGGGGGUACUGCAAGGAGGUUCUCAGAGGAACAUGCUAGGGAGUGUGUUUGGGAGUGAGAUAGGGUCGGAGAGAGAGAUUUUGCUAAGCAAUAUGGUCAAGGAAGGGUAUGAGUUGAUAUCAAAAUUCAACUGGGAGGAUCAUAUCCCAGUAAGGUUCUUGGACUUCCAUGGCGUGAAGAGAAGGUGCCACGAGCUCGCCAUUAGGGUCAAGAGCUUGGUGGGUCAGAUUGUGGAAGAAAGGAGAAGAGGCGGGACCUUUCAUGGCGGCAAUGAUUUUCUCAGUGCCUUGCUAUCUUUGCCUCAAGAGGAGCGGCUGCGUGAUUCGGACAUGGUUGCUGUUUUGUGGGAGAUGAUAUUUCGUGGGACGGAUACAGUCGCUAUUCUUCUCGAGUGGAUCAUGGCGAGAAUGGUUCUGCACCCAGAGAUCCAAGCUAGAGCCCAGCAAGAGCUUGACAUGCAUGUCGAUCAAGACCGGCAUGUUCGAGACUCGGACAUCCUGAGCCUACCUUACCUCCAAGCCAUAGUGAAGGAAACCCUUCGAAUGCACCCACCAGGUCCGCUUCUCUCAUGGGCCCGCCUGGCUGUCCAUGACGUCCACGUGGGCAAGACCUUCAUCCCAGCUGGCACGAUGGCGAUGGUCAACAUGUGGGCCAUCACCCAUGACCCGGCCAUAUGGAAGGACCCGUGGGCCUUCAGGCCUGACCGGUUCAUCGAGGAGGACGUGUCGAUCAUGGGCUCGGACAUGAGGCUCGCUCCGUUUGGCUCGGGCAGGAGGGUGUGCCCCGGCAAGGCGAUGGGGUUGGCCGUGGUGCAGCUGUGGCUAGCGCGGUUUCUUCAUCGGUUCGAGUGGGUUCCGAUGAAACCUGUGGAUCUUUCGGAAUGCUUGAGACUGUCCUUAGAGAUGAGGAACCCGUUGUUUUGCCGUGCCAUCCCUCGUCUCGGAUCAGCCUCAAAUAUAUGAGAGCAAUGUCGGUGGUGAGAGAGAACGGACCAAAAUGUCAAAAUUAGUACUGAGAUGUACUGAUGUGGUAUUUCCAUGGCCCUUUUAACCUAAUUGUAAAUUAAUCAGUUUGACUAGUUAAGUUGAGAAAAAUAUUCUCAGAAUAUAUAGUUUGGUAAGCAGGAUUAUCCGGACAUAUUGCACGGAUGCAUCUCAGACCACACCAAGUCUCCAAAAUCAG